Molecule: messenger RNA, 10672 nt
Organism: Cynoglossus semilaevis (tongue sole)
Lineage: Eukaryota; Metazoa; Chordata; Actinopteri; Pleuronectiformes; Cynoglossidae
Product: PH and SEC7 domain-containing protein 1-like
Exons: 18
Coding region: 678-5600 (1640 amino acids)
Biological process (GO): regulation of ARF protein signal transduction
Molecular function (GO): phospholipid binding; guanyl-nucleotide exchange factor activity; protein binding
Source: RefSeq, a predicted model, not a curated record
UCUUUAUCUGAUAAGAUCUGCAACUAAGAAAACCCAAUGAAGGAGGCAGGUACUGGGCAUGCCCCGACCGAUGGGGAGGGAGAGAGGAGGAGGAGGAAGGGAAGGGUGAGUGAGGCAUUGAAAGAGAGAGAGAGUCGGGGAAGAAGUCGACGAUUAUAUUUCUUUCCCACAUGCAGCUUUACGUCAGAGUCCACCCAUACAGCCACAUCACCUACAGCACUCUGACACGCGUGGCGCUGUCGAAGCGGUUGUUCAUGCACCGCAGUGAGCUGCCUGCAGCAGACUGCGAUGCAACAGCAUCUCAUCAUCAGUGGACCCGCUGGGAUUAACGCUGCUUCUACUGCUGCUGCAGACACUGAUGCUGCUGAUGCUCCGCAGAUACUAUCACCUGGAACAAGUCUUUUGAUUGGAUGUUUCAUUGAAUGACCUAAAAAGUAUGAAGAAUAGGGAGCUGCAAAACGUGUCCCGUGGGCAGGUUUGUCCUCUGGCUGCUGAACUUGGGUUUCUCUGUUUUUUAAAGCUCUUUGGAUGGAAGUCAAUACACUGAUGUGCACUACCAGCAAAAAAAACAAAAAGCAACCAAAGGAAUAAAAAGUAGAAGAGGUCACUUCCCUCUGUUGACUCAGCCUCUGCUCCAUUUCUACUUCUCUGCCCUCAUUACAUGUCCAGACGAGGUCAUGUCCCAGUCUGGAAAAGUCCUUCAUCUGUAUGUUGAAGUGAGGUCUGCCUCAGAUCAGACUGGUGGAAAGGAAGUGUUUGAGGAUAAUGGAAAAGAUAUUGAGUCAGUUAAGGAAAGUCCAGCAAAGAUUCUGUCUCAGUUAGCAACCCAGACGUCCUGCCAAGCGGUCACCAAGUCCCCUCCCGGUCAUCAUCUGGUUCAAGACUGCACACACAGCCAAACUAAAAACCAUCAAGCCAGGAGCUCAUCAAGAGUCGGCAAAAAGACUUCACCCUGUGAUGGAUUGUCUGCCCUCCACUCUAACCCAACAACUCAUGCCUCUGGAAACGUUAGUAUUCCUCACACACCUCCCAUUUGUCAGAAAUCGAAGGAGACGGAUGUCAACAAUAGACAGCGCUCUGUGGUCACUUUCAGUUAUGUUGAGAAGUCGAACGUGAAGACAGUCGAAAGCCCACUCCGCUCUGUUUAUGUCAGAGGGUCUAGAGAAGAAAGAUCUACCCCUUCCCACUUACGGAAACGGCUCAGUGACCCAGUAUGGUUUGGUAGUCCAGAUUCUUCGUGCAGCUCAAGUCCCAAACUGACGUUCCAGUCACCAGAAAGGCACCAGCAGACAUUUUCUCCCAGUUUUUGCCAACCUCACUUGGACCCUAUCGGCAGGGCAGCUACACAAAGGGCUGUGGAGGAGUUUGGCUCUCCUUUACUGAGAAUUAAACUUGCUCAUGCGCUGGCGCAGGCCUCAUGCUCACACUACAACCAACAGCCUCGCUGUCACUCCUGGGCUGGAUCUCCAGUUCAACGUCAAAACAUCAGCGUGACACCUACCGAUAACUUAACAAGCAAGAGCCAGGUUACCUGUGGCUUUCCUCGAAGCCCAGCAUCAGACACACUAUCGUCUCAGUCAAGACAGUCUUCGCUUUUAAAGCAAGGUUCUUGUUUGAAAACUGAUAGUGUUCAACAGUCACCAGAGCAACGUAUGGUGUCAAGAAGCCCACCCACCAAAAGGUACAUUCACAGAGCCUGUAACAAGAACCCUUCACCACAGGGAGUUGUUCUUCAACAUAGUAAUAAUGUAGUCAAGGGUCUGAACCAGUUAAGCAACAGUAAAUCCACAUCUCCUGCUCAAAGCCCUGAAGUUGCCCGUAGACUAGCAGAGGAAGCUACUAAAGCUUCUUCUGUGCUCACACAGUCGAGAAGGUCCUUGUUGCACAAUCCUCUAGAUGAACCUGCAAGCAGCUCAGUCUGUGGAGAUUUGCACACUUCGCCUUCAAAUGCACAACAGUCUAAGCAAGUGCUUAAGAUGAACAUCCCUUUAAAUGACCAACACAUGCCAGCAACUGACAAAACCGUCCCUCACCAGCCUGGAAGCUCUAUUUUCAAGUCAGACCCACAUAAAACAAACCACCAUGCUAAUCACAGCACUCAACGGGAGCUCUGCAUGAGGAAUGGUCAGCAGAAGAACUCGUUUUUUCCUGAAGCUCAGAAUUCACCUGCUCUACCUUCACGUGUUUUUCGCCCCACUCAUCCACCUACUGACAUAGGUUCUCCUUUAAGGGACCCAAGGCUUCAUCAAGCUGAGCUACGAGCACCAGAUACCCCCACUCUCCAUCGUCAUCAGCAACCACAGUAUACCGGGGACUCUUGGUCCACGUGUCCGGACAGGAGAGAAGAUUUAAGCUGUUUUGAGAAAGGGGACUGCACUGAGUUUGCUCGGAGGCUCUUAUUAAAUCAGUGUGUUGAGGAGGCGCCACUCAGCUGGACAUCAAGGCAACAGUGGGAAAAUCAUGUAAGCCACAACACACAUUCAAACCCGGAGUCUGUAUGUACUUCCAAGGAUGACAGGCCUCCUGAUCAUCAUACCACCCAACGUCGGCGUCCGUUGAGCCCCUCUGCUCAGCAGAAACGGGCUGAGCAGCGAAGAAGAGAGCUCUUGCUCCUGGGGCCAGUGGCUUUGGACUCUCCAGAGGAGGAUGAAGGAUGUGAGGAAGAAGGCGAUGGAAACAAUGAAGAGGGCUACGAAUUGAGGCAGCAGCCGCAUGGGCAAAGGAUUGAGCAGCCUCCAGAGGCAGAGCAGAACGAAGCAAUUGGUGGUUCGUCCUCACGGAGCUCCAGUGGGGUGACGGGCAGUCUGGGUGACAGGGAAUGUUUGUCCCCAGAGUCAAGCCAGUCCAGUCGGCAGAGCAACGAGACUGGGGCUGCCACCUCAGGAAUACAGACGGACAGUGGCUGUGCAGAGGCGAUGCCAUCUUUGCACUGUCAGAGAAUCGCAAGAGCCAAGUGGGAGUUUUUGUUCGGGGCACCUGCUGAGGAGGCUUGCAGCAGGGGAAAGAAAACAUGUCUGGAGAGCUCUACAGCUCCUCCCAGUGGUAACUCCAGUGAGUCUCCCACACCAACUCCUCCUUCCUCCCUUCCUUUACUUUCUGCCAAUCACGAGGUCCAGCAUGUGGAGGUUGAGCUGGUGACACCUCCUCCCGCCAUUAUAGGGACCUCACCAAAAACUGGAAUUAUUCGGCGGACACUCAAAUAUUCUGAAACAGACCUGGAUGCUGUUCCACUUCGCUGCUACCGUGAAACAGACAUAGACGAGGUUCUACUUGCUGAACAGGAUGAUGCAGACUCAGCAUUUGGGAGUAACCGCAGUGUUCAAGGCACAUCAGGGGCAGGCAGCAGCCCUCUGGGCGGUCUGGCAAAUGGGAGGACAGACAGGGAAGAUGCAGAAGAGAGCAGAGAGAGAGGUCAGGGUGCUGAAGAGGAAGUUGAUGAGGAGGAGGUUGAGGAGGAAGAAGAAGAAGAAGAAAUAGUGAGCUGGGCCAGUGUGAGGAUGCAAGGAGACACCAGAAAACAGCAAUAUGCAGCUCAGGAGGAGACAGGAGGAGGUUUUGGACACCUCCUGAAGAGACCAGUGGAAACUUUUUUUGACAACCACAACCCAGCCUUGAAAUCCCCUCUCCUGGUCUCUGGUCCUCGCCUUGCUGCAGAGGACACUUUCAGCAGCCACUUUGAAAGCAUCAUGGAGUCUCACCGUGCCAAAGGGACGUCCUACAACAGCUUGGAAAGUGAAGAGCUGCUGACUUCGAGCACCCAAACCGUCCUUACCUUUGACCUGCCCACACUAACCCCCGCUAUCCACGGGAUGGGCGGCCAUAGUGCCAGGCACAUCGUUCAGCUCAGCUUUGCUCCGCUGGCACACGAUGAGAGGCCCAGUCUCUCUGAUUCUAUAUUUACUGUGACUGGGGACUCGGAUGCCACCAGAGCCCCUUCGAGUGAGCGGCUGAGCAGCGGGUCAGAGGGAACGCCUCACAGACGGAAGGAAUGUUCACAGCUAGGAAGCAGCUGGUUCAGCAACUCCUCUUUCACUCUACCAAGCAGGGAAAAGGCCCGUUUGGCGACUGAUUCAGAGCUGGACCAGGACCUGAGUGACAGAUUAGGGCUGGACAGCAGCGACACACUUACCAAUGGAAGCCACCGAGCCGAUGUGGCUGCAGCCAGACGCCUGGCCAAACGACUCUUCAACCUGGACGGAUUCAGGAAGUCUGACGUGGCACGGCACCUUAGCAAGAAUAAUGACUUCAGCCGUAUGGUGGCAGAGGAGUAUCUCAGUUUCUUCAACUUCACAGGACUCACUCUUGACCAGGCAUUGAGGACCUUUCUAAAGCAGUUUGCCCUCAUGGGGGAGACCCAGGAGAGGGAGAGGGUGCUCUCACACUUUUCUAGGCGAUACUUGGACUGUAACCCAAACCUCAUGCCAUCAGAGGAUGCAGUUCACACUCUCACCUGUGCUCUGAUGCUGUUGAACACUGACCUCCACGGUCAUAAUAUUGGCAAAAGGAUGUCAUGCACACAGUUCAUCGGAAACCUGGAAGGACUGAAUGAGGGGCAAGAUUUUCCAAAAGAUCUGCUCAAAGCUCUGUACAACUCAAUCAAGAAUCAGAAGCUGCAGUGGACUAUUGACGAGGAAGAGCUACGCAAGUCCUUCUCAGAGCUCGGAGACAGUCUGUGUGACUCCAACACCUCCAGAACCAUGAAGAGGGUGGGCAGCAGUGGGAAGUCCCUGGCAGAUGAGCCCACAGGAAUGUUACUGUACAAGAACGGAUUCCUCGUUCGCAAGGUCCACGCUGACACCGAUGGCAAGAGAACACCAAGAGGUAAAAGAGGAUGGAAAACCUUCUACGCCAUCCUCAAAGGGCUAAUCCUCUAUCUGCAGAAAGGUGAGUACAGGCCUGAUAAGCAGCUGACUGAUGAGGAUCUAAAGAACGCUGUGUCCAUUCACCACUCUCUGGCCAUGAAAGCGUCGGACUACAGCAAGAGGCCUAAUGUGUUCUACCUACACACCGCUGACUGGAGGGUGUAUCUCUUUCAGGCACCGAAUGCGGAGCAAAUGCAGUCUUGGAUCACACGGAUCAACACAGUGGCCGCCAUGUUCUCCUCCCCACCUUUCCCUGCAGCUAUCGGCUCACAGAAGAAGUUCAGCCGACCGCUGCUGCCAGGAACAAUGUCCAAGCUGUCUGAGGAGGAGCAGAUCAGAUCCCAUGAAGCUCGGUUCAGAGCCAUCUCUACUGAGCUGGCUGAACUGCGUUCUUAUCCUCCUGAUCGCAAAGUGAAAGGGCGCGAGCUGGAGGAGUACCGCCAGCGAGACGAGUAUUUGGAGUUUGAGAAAACACGAUAUGGAACAUAUGUGAUGCUACUUAGAGCUAAAAUCCGGAGUGGCGAAGAGGACCUGUCUGUGUUUGAGUCUCAGCUCCUGGAGGACAACGGACUGCAGAGGGCGCACUCCAGCCCCACACUGCAGGACAGCAGCCAGGCAAGCCAGGCCAGCAGCACCAAGGACGGGGCCAACAGCAGCAAAGCCAGCGGCUGCAGCGGCGGCAGCAAAGUCCGACAGGAAGGCCAGAGACACAGCUACCGACAGGCCGUCAAGAAGUGAGACAGUGUGGGGGCGCCGGGAGCAGCACGGCGUUGCUCUGCCAAUGGCAGGCUGUCUCCCCGCAUAGGUUUUAUUUGAGAUCCAGGAGGGUUUGUAGCUCUGCUUGAGAGGGGAGCUGGAGCAAGGAUCGCCCCUAAGCCCUCUUCAGACCAUGACGCCCUAACCCGGCACCCCAAUCUUCUCAUCCAACUGAGGAGGUGCGGAUCCUGUGACUGACAGACUGGCUGGGAGAGAAGCAGUGAGCGUUAGUGCAGGAGGUGGGAGGUAGCGCAGAUCAGGAGAGACGAGGUGUCUUUGAGAACGUACCCUGGCUGUGUAGCAGACUGUUCUGUGCACUGAGACGUAGAGGGUGCAAACAGAUUGAGCAGGACUCCACCACGACCUACAUCCUGCAUCCAGCAUCAUUUUUACCCUUUGGUUCAUGCAAGGCACCUCUCCCAUUUCUCCUGCCUUUGUUCUCCACUUUUGGGACCAAAAGUGUUUACAUAUUCUGAAACAUCUCUGCUGAGACGUCAGCACCAUUUUCAUUCGUGACUUCUGUGAGAAGUUUCCAGUUCUUUUGAACCCACUACAUUCCAGCUCCUGUUUUGCCACAUGCCCACGGUGGGUUCACAUUCCAUUCAGUAGUUGGACAAUGCAGUUUUUAUCUUCAGUGUGUGUGUUCCACUGAAAGAAGCAUCAAAUAAGGUGGUACACAACACCUCAUGAAGAUGGGCUACAGCUGUGAUGUUGUACUGUAGAUGUAGAUGAGAACAUGAUGAGGUCGCUGCAGCUCAUCUCUCCGUAUUACCCGUGUCUUUUCUCUAGACACUGAUGUCUGGUUGGAAGCCACAGCUCAGUAGAAGUCUGCAGUACUUCUGAUAUGCAGCUACAUAUAAAUAAGAGGUUGUUUUAUUCCCUUUAUUUCCACAGAUGAUCUCUUUUAGAGUUCCUGCUUCUGUCCUGUGACGUGUUGGGUUUUUUUUUUUUUGUUUGUUUGUUUGUUUAUUUUUUUCCUUGAUUGUUGGUUUUCCUGCUGUGAUCUGCAUGCUUGCAUCCAGCACAGCUUCUUUCAGGCCUUUUUACUACAAACCCAGACAAAGCUGGACCGUUGCUGUCCAGAGACAUGUACAGUGGGGAUUAAAACUUUACCUACCUCUGUAAGAUGACAGAAAUCAGGUUUAGAACAUUGACACAAAGGUAUGUGCAUUUGUACAUUUCAGUAAAAAAACAAAAUGAAAUCUAUGAACAGAAAACACUUGUUUGGAAUUAUACACAUGCCUAAUCUAAUUACUUUGAAACAGAUUUUUGGUCAGAGUUUCCCAAAAAAGCACAUCUUCAUUUUUUGACAAUUAUUUUCACAUAAGCUUCCAAAUCCCUCAAAUUUCGCAGACAUCAUUGAAGUCUUUCCCAGGUGACGUUGCAGAUUUUUGUCUUAAUUUAAAGUCUAAUUUCUGACUAAAAUGUAAUUUUUCUCUUCAUCUUUAGCACCUUAGCAGACAACUUAGGGAAUUUAUAUAUAAAAAAAACCGGUCCGUGAUCAAAGCCUCUUGUCCCUGGUGGACAGAAACAGCCCUAGAGCAUGAUGGUGCCACUGCCAUGCUUUUGUUAUUGCAGUGCUUCUUCAUGCAGAUUUUUGCAACAUUGUCCUAAUGCCAAAUGCCCCUUUGUUUAUUAUUGCCAAGUUCAACUUGGUGUAAUCAGACAGUUUUACUGAAAUGUGUCUGACAGAACUGAUGUCACUGAUGAUUUUGAAAGGUUACGCUGCUCUAUUAUUAAAUAUUUUAAUAAAAAUGAAUAUUUAGAAUGUUUUUUUGAAACCCAGCCCAUAGUCCAGACUCUAUUUUUAUUACUGAUUUAAAUUUGUUUUUGCAUUGAAAUGUACAUUGUACAGCUCUCUGAAGGAAAAGUAUUAAUAUAAUGGCAUUAUUUUAUACAUAAAAAUCAUCUAUUCUAAAGGGGUAUGUAAAGUUUCUUUCCACUGCAGAUUCCUUUUUGUCAUGCUGAUGCCAACAUAUGUAAAAUUGUUUUCACCGCCUGUCAUUCAGAGCCCUUCUUUGAACACUCACCAGGCAGAUCCUGAAUGUUCAUGUUUUUCAGUGUUUUUACAGUAUUUUACAGUCGUUCGUUGAUGUCCGAACAUACUUCUCCUGUGUAUGUCAAAUGUAUGAUGUAAUAUAUUGAUAAUGACAAUGUAAGAAGACAUACAGUAUGUAAUCUAAGCUCCUUGUCGAAAACCUCAGAAUAUGUUGUAGAUAACGCAUAAUGUCUGCUUUAUGCUUAUAUUGUAGGAUAUUUUUCCACACACUAUUGCAUUACAAACACAUACCCAGUAGAAAUCCUUAGAAAUCCUGUGUCCAAGGCGCUACAUGAUACUCAUGUGUGGUUUUCUUAUGUUUUGUUUUAAUUUACUUGUAUGUGGUAGAAACACAGUAAUUCAGCACAAUGUGAGUAUUAUAGUGAGGCCUAUAUGUUGAUGAAAGAUUGGUUAGAGAUGAAUUUAUGGACAUGGUUAUAAUUUUUCUUUCUUGCUGGAACAUAAAACCCCGAUUGACAUCAAACUGGUUGACAAUGAAGAAAGGAAGAACAAGGACUGUGAGAAUUAGGUAAUCUGCUCCAAAUAACUGAAUCCUUAUGUGCUCAAUUUUAUUUUUUGUAGCCAUAAUAUUCACCUGUUGUUGCAUUGCAUUGAUCUAUAGCCAUUUUCUACUCAGGCUUUAAAGAUGACGCCUUGAGCAGCUGCAGUGCCAGGGUCCCACCAGCAGGGAGAGCUCUCGACAUUCAGUUACGUUCUUUCAGCCAUAAUCAAAACCUGCUGCACCUGCAGUAAAUAUGCAUCAUGGCAUCACCCCCUCACCUAAGGAUGAAGGUGGGUGUAGGAGGGCUAAAUCAGACAGGACUUGUUUGUAUAAAUAUGGAUGUCAACAGUAUGUGUGUUGUGUAUGAGUGGAUUUAUAGUUGGAUGAAAGUGAGUUUGUAAAAUAAAAAAUAACAAAAAGACUUAAAUACCAGAGGAAAGUGACAGUAUAUACAAGCCUAGGGCGCUCCCCAGAUAUGAUCCAUGUGUUACAAAUGGUCACACCUUUUGCAAGUGUUUUAAUGAUUAUACUGUUAUUUUUGGUCACCAGUUACUGUUGGUAGGUAGAAAAUAACUAAAUUAAAGAAGUAUAAUUGGAGUUUUGUCUUCCUCAAAAUAUUGGUUCUAAUUUAUGUUGCAUAGUACUUUAUAUAAUAUCUUGAGGAAACCAAAACAAAUAACGGCCAUUAAUAGUGUUCUGUGAAGAAAAUUCCUUAAUUUUAAAAUAUUUGUAACCACUUUUUAUUCCCCAGAUCCAGCUUCUCAUUUAUGUUAUUGACUUAAAGGCCUCUCUUAUACAGUACGUCAAGAGGAGCAGGGUGACAACAAAUAUUAUUUGUUAUUAAUUCUAUAAAUUAUUAAUACAUAAUAUUUGUUUAUUAUUGUUAUUGCUUAUUUAUUGUUUGCUCCUCUUGACGUACUGUAGAAGAGAAGUAUUAAUCAAUAGAGCCAAAAUAUCAGUGUCCCAAAGUCCACGGUGCUUUUUUCCGGUGUGGUCUAGUCAUCAGUGAGAUACAUGCAUUGUUACUGUAAAGACUAACCUCUGUCCAGCUUCACCUUCACGUUCAGUAUCAUAGUUCCUGAUUCUAUCUGUGCAGCACAUUAUAGGGUCCAUAUAUCAUCAUAUUAGCUACUAAAUAACAAGGCAAAAAAGAAAAUGAUCAUUCUUCAGAAGCUUUGGUUCUUUUCCCUCUGUGGGGCAUCUGGUAAUGGUGUGUUUUAUUUCUGUGGAGACGGCCGUCGUGUCUAACUGUCCAAUUCUAAUAUCUGGGAACUAAAUCCUGCAGCCUAUUCUAUUCAUUGUUUUUUUGUUUUUGUUUUUGUUUUGUUUUUUUUUUGAGACAAAAAAAUUUAAGGCACAUGGAUUAAUGCUUAAAAAAGUAUGUUGUCUGUAACGUACCUGCAGGGAGUGCUGUAGAUGCAUUUCAAAUGCCCUGGUCUAGUGAACUGUGUUUGUUAAGCAUUAUUAGAUUAGAUUUAUUUAAAUCUUAAACCCAUUACUGUCUCAGUUUUGAUACAUAAGCACAACAUUUAAAAUGAUAUACCUUCAUUGUCCAAAGGUAUAUAUUUUAAGCAACCAUUAGUUUCCUCUCAUAAGCUGACCUCAACCCUGUGGCCACAUGCUAAUUUCUGUUUGGUUAUUAAUGGCAGUUAGCAUCUUUUGAGCUGCACUGCUGCCAUGUUUAUUUUAUUCUAGCAAAAAUACCUAUCCAAAGUGGCUGGUUUAGGCUGUUUUUUUGUUUGUUUUUUUCAAAAUCCCCUGUAUACUCUUUAUGUGCAUUAUCCUGGUGUAAAGGGAAGGCAAAUCAUCAGUGCUCCACCUUGGCCAAGUGUCUGAUGACUCCUCCACUCUCCUCACUCUUGUCUGUUUAGUCACCACUCAUUUACAUCAGUGAGCAGCUGCCUGAUAUCCAUGGCACUGGUUAAUGUUGAAACGGCUGGUUCCCCUGGUUACGGCUGUGUGAUGCUGGAGUGAAUGUCACCCCUGUUGCACUGUGUCCUGAGCAGCAGAUGAGUUAGAGGGGCAGUACAUGUCUGGUGCAAUCAGGACAAACUGUCCUUUACUGUGAGUCUCCAUAAUCAGCCUAGUUUCUGAAUGUGAGAUGUAAAUAAAGCAUGAGAUAUUAUGGCCUGCUUUCAUUUAUACUAUGGUCUGAUUAUUAAGGCAGGUUAUUAUAGCGCAGAAGAUAGGGCAACUUUUUCCUCAUUGAUCUUGAGCUUGUUGUUCUUAAUUUUACCAGUAUGAGGGAAGGAAAUAGCUGUAUUUAAUGCUGUUGUAUGCUGUUGUGGGUUUUUUCCGAGAAUCAAGUCAUCGCAUAAAAAUCCUUUUACAUGUUAAUGUCUGAUUGGAUCCUACACGUGUUUUUAGACAUUGAUGAAUACUAUACACUACAUACUGUACAUUAGUCUAUUUGUUUGUGUCACUGCCUUGUUAAAAAUCACUAAGGAAAUGUUGUUUAUGCGCUUCUAUUUUUGGAGGCAUAGAAAAUAUCUAAUAAAAGUGUUAUGAAAGGUU